This is a messenger RNA of Kickxella alabastrina, 1514 nucleotides long. RefSeq lists its product as uncharacterized. The transcript has a single exon. Bases 222 to 1472 code for a protein of 416 amino acids. The record is from RefSeq and is a predicted model, not a curated record. NCBI's taxonomy places the organism in Eukaryota, Fungi, Kickxellomycota, Kickxellomycetes, Kickxellales, Kickxellaceae.
CCUCCUCCCGCCGACGGCAUUCCGGAAUUCCUCCACAAAGCUUGCGGAACCACCUCUUCGCCCUCGCCCUCGCCCUCGCCCUCACCCUCGCCCUUGCCCUCAUCCUCGGACAAUGCGCUGGUCUGCACACAUCUGCGCACGAUGUCCUCGAAAACACACGCGACUGACAACUCGAAUGUCCUUGCAAACGCAAAGGCCGCGUCAUAGUUCGCAGUCUUCACAUGCAGAUCGACAAUGUCCUGGGGCUCCAAAAGCACAGCGCGGUCGAGCAGCUCCGCGAACACCGCGCCCAAGGUGAUCCGCGCCAUACACAUGGCGUACUCGCGACGCACAUCGGCCAGCUCGACAAUGUCAAUGUUCUGGGCGCGCUCUGGGUCGAACCGCCCAAUAGCGAUGCGCUUACGCUUGGCGCUCGGCGCGCUAUCGGAGUCAACGUCGCUGGACGCGCCGGUGAUGACCCAGGCGGACUGCGCAUCAACAAGGGUCAGCCCAUUGAUGCACGCCAGCAGCGCCUGGCCCCGGUCGACAAGCAGCCGCGCCACAUCAACAGGCUCGCCGCUGCCAGAGCGCAGCAGCAUGACCAGGCGCGCAGCGUACUGGUACAUGGCCGAGGCGGCGUUGCGGUAGUUGCCGCGGUAGAUAUGGAAGGCAUACAGGAUGCGGUAGUAGUUGGGGCGCGGCACGGCAGGGUCGCUGUGGCGUGCCUUGAACAAAAGCGACCGCUCGACUUCCUCCUGCAGCCCAGGGAAUGUCAAGCGGCAGAGCACGGCCACGCCGCCGGCCCGCUCGCACAGCACCGCCACCAGGUGCCGCAGGCUAUCGCGCUGCAGGCCGGCGUCCGGCUGCGCCAUCACCGCCAUGUACGCGGGCUCAAAGCCGCCGCGCUCAACCUCGGCGUGGAACACGCGGAACCACAGCCGCGCACGCCGCGCCUCGUCGCCAGCCGCCGCCUGCAGCGCCAGGUGGCCGAAGCGCACGACGCCCGGCAGCCAGCCGGCAGCGGCGAACAGCCCGGCCACGUGCUCGUGGUACGCCGCGGCACUGUCGACCGGCUCCGCCACGUCCAGCCCAAUGGCGCCGCGCAGCCCGGGCGCCACCUGCGCGUCGGCCGCGACCGCGCUGGCAAACAGGUCGGCGGCCGCGGGCAUGUCGCACAUGCGCAGCAGCGCGCGCGCCGCCAGGUAGCUUGUGGCAGCGCCCUUGGGCAUCAGGCGCAGCAGCGCGUCGGCCACCUCGGCAGCCUGCGUGCGCUCGACCGCGCAGGCAAACGCAACGUCGUCGCGCACAAGCGCCGCCACGGCCUGCAUGCCCUCGGCCACCAUGUCGGCGAACGCGCCGGUGCGGCCGCCGAACCGCAGCGUGUGCGCGCGCGCCACGGCGUCGUGCAGCACGCUGUACGCGAACAGCGCCGGCGCCUGAGGCUCGGCCGGCCCGGCUGGCCGCGCGACGCUGAGCACGGCGAACCGGCUUAGGAACGCCGAGUCGCCGCCCGCGCUCGCGCCGGGCUCGCCGCC